AUGCCACUAACUGCAGAGAGUGCAGCUCAGCAGAUUCAGGAUCGCCUGAAAGAUAUUCAACAACAGAUUCACAUUGUUGAUGAGGAGCGUCGUCGGGCAGAGAACUCCAUCUCAACUCUUGUACGUUCCCUUCAGACAAACAAUGCCAAGGUGAAACCCCUGCUAAAGGCCAGCAUGUUGGAGACCUCGCAGGAGGAGGCCACCAUUAGAGCCGCUCUAGCAAAAAUCCACGAAAUUCGGAGCAUUCGCAACGAACGUCGCAUUCAGGCUCGGAAUGCUGGCAACAAAGAAGCUAUUCGUCGCGGCGCACUCAUGAAAAUGGUGCAGCUCUCUGCCCAAACUUUGCCUUUGUUUGUGAGCAAACCAGGCGAACGGGCUCCAGCCUUAUGUGGAGCAAUUCCAGCCGAGGGAAACUACGUGGCCAAGGUGGGCGACAACGUAGCCGCUUUGGCAAAGGGCAUCGAUGAAGAGGAGAACUGGAUACUGGCGGAGGUGGUUCAGUUUUUGCAUCGCCAAAAUAAGUACGACGUGAUUGACAUUGAUGAAGAGCAAAAGGAUCGCCAUGUUCUCAGCAAAAGGAAAGUUAUUCCGCUACCCCUAAUGCGUGCCAAUCCUGAGACUGAUGGUCACGCUCUGUUUCCCAAGGACACUGUAGUGAUGGCGUUGUAUCCACAAACAACCUGUUUCUACAAAGCCAUUGUCCACCGCCUGCCUGCGACUGCCACAGAAGAGUAUGAUGUUCUCUUCGAGGACUCGUCCUAUAUGAACGGCUAUGCGGAGCCUCUGCCCGUAGCCCAGCGAUAUGUCAUCGCGUAUCGUCCUACGAAGAAAGGCGCUGGCAGCGGCAGCGGUAAUCUCUCAUCGGCAUAAACGUAAUUUUUCCGUAGCUUACAUACAAAUAAAUAUAAAUUAAAUGCAAAGAU
Molecule: messenger RNA, 923 nt
Organism: Drosophila pseudoobscura
Lineage: Eukaryota; Metazoa; Arthropoda; Insecta; Diptera; Drosophilidae
Gene: Sgf29
Product: SAGA-associated factor 29
Exons: 4
Coding region: 1-870 (289 amino acids)
Cellular component (GO): SAGA complex
Source: RefSeq, a predicted model, not a curated record